CCCACAAUUUACCCAAAACCCAAUGUCUUUCUUUCCCCUUAUAAGAAAUCGAAGUUUCCACAUUCCGCCGGAGCUUCCGCCGUCUCUGCCACCGUAGCCGUCGACAUCGUCGUCGUUGCUGGUCGGAAGUUGGACAUUCGUACCGCUAAGGUCAUGCCUAAAGUGAAAACAAACCGUGUCAAAUAUCCAGAGGGAUGGGAAUUGAUUGAACCUACUCUUAGUGAACUGCAAGCAAAAAUGAGAGAAGCUGAGAAUGAUCCUCAUGAUGGCAAAAGAAAAUGCGAGGCUUUGUGGCCUAUUUUCAAAAUUGCCCAUCAGAAGAGCCGGUAUAUUUUUGAUCUCUUUCACAGGAGGAAAGAGAUUUCCAAGGAAUUAUAUGAGUUCUGCAUGGAUCAAGGAUAUGCUGAUCGAAAUUUGAUUGCGAAAUGGAAAAAACCUGGUUAUGAACGGCUCUGCUGUUUGAGGUGCAUGCAACCUCGGGAUCACAACUUUCAAACAACCUGUGUCUGCCGAGUUCCACAGCAUCUAAGGGAGGAGAAAGUUAUUGAAUGUGUCCAUUGCGGCUGUAAAGGUUGUGCAAGUGGAGAUUAACCUGUUCGUUAGAAUCAGUCAAAUACUUCGCUUUAGAUGCUGUUGUACUCGUGUAGUAAACCUCCGUCUAUUCUAAGCACUGAUAAAACGAUGUCUUGUACAUCACGGUCAGUUCAAUACUAGAGGCUGUGUUUGAUGAGAUAACAAUUGUGAUCACAGUACCUACUGUAACCUGUGUAACCUAUUAAUGGCAAACUACUUGCCCUUAA
Capsicum annuum is the source of this 800-nucleotide messenger RNA. RefSeq names its product protein BUD31 homolog 2. The transcript has 4 exons. NCBI's taxonomy places the organism in Eukaryota, Viridiplantae, Streptophyta, Magnoliopsida, Solanales, Solanaceae. The record is from RefSeq and is a predicted model, not a curated record. Bases 154 to 591 code for a protein of 145 amino acids. Gene Ontology annotation, biological process: mRNA splicing, via spliceosome. Gene Ontology annotation, cellular component: spliceosomal complex; nucleus.